AUGGUGUACGUCAUAGGAAUCACAGGAAGAAUUUGUAGUGGGAAGUCGACUCUACUUAAUGUCAUGAACAGCCGUGGGAUCCCAACAAUAGAUUGCGACAAGAUUGGAUGGGAAUUAUACUCGAAAGACUCUAUAGCAUUCUCUGCAUAUGUCAAAGAGUUUGGAAAAGAUGUUAUUGGAAAAGACGGGAAUAUUGAUAGGAAGAAAUUGUCUGCAUGUGUCUUUGGACAUCCAGAAAAGGUCAAACGCAUCAGUGAAAUCUCAUGGCCUAUGAUCUAUCAAGUACUUGUGAAUAAGAUCGAGAAGUUCAGUUGUGAAGGACACAAAAUAGUUGGAGUGGAAGCUGCUUUGUUAAUUAAAGCCAAUUGGGAAUGCAUUAACGAAAUUUGGCAGACUAAAAUAGACGACGAAAUUACUAUCAAUCGACUGAUGAAAAGAAAUAAUUUGAGUCGUGAGGAAGCUUCAAAAAGACUGAAUUCACAACCAUCACAAGAGGAAUAUGACAAGAAGGCAAAUGUGACUUUUAAUACAAAUUGCUCUUUGGAACAAACUGCUAAGGAAAUUAAUAAAAAGCUUGACGAAACUAUUAAAAUGGUUGAAGCAAAAUAA
Molecule: messenger RNA, 609 nt
Organism: Entamoeba invadens IP1
Lineage: Eukaryota; Evosea; Mastigamoebida; Endamoebidae
Product: Dephospho-CoA kinase, putative
Exons: 1
Coding region: 1-609 (202 amino acids)
Biological process (GO): coenzyme A biosynthetic process
Molecular function (GO): dephospho-CoA kinase activity; ATP binding
Source: RefSeq, a predicted model, not a curated record